Chilo suppressalis (striped riceborer) is the source of this 1707-nucleotide messenger RNA. The record is from the annotation of a GenBank genome assembly. Lineage: Eukaryota; Metazoa; Arthropoda; Insecta; Lepidoptera; Crambidae.
AUGGAGCAGAGGUCUAAUGUGGUAAAGUCGAAGUCUUCGAACAGCGCUAUAGCAACCAAGUCGGAGCUGAGGGCGAGCACACGAAGCCACUUGCACUUCCACAGGAACAUCACAAAGAAGAGAGGAGUGUACGUGGAGCAUAAAGAUACUAUGACGAGGAUCGGUGGAUCUGAGGCAAACACAAGACAAGAAAAACCCGUUAAAGCUCCUCCACGACCACGGCCAGGUCAAAAAAAAUUCUUAACGUCAGUCCUAACUAUCCUUUCGAAGACAACAGAAUCCACCCAAUGCCCUGACGAUGGCUCAAACAGUGCCAUUCGUCAAACAAACAAUCCUAGACAAAUCACAAGAGGACGACCAGAAAAAAAGAAAAACGAAGUAGUCAACGACACGCAGAAAAAGAAGAAAUACAGAUCCAAAAUUCUAAGUAACAGUGUUGGUAAAGACGAGAAAGAUCAACAAAUAAUCGUACUACAAGAACAGAAAGAUAUCAAGCACACGUCUUCUAUUUUCUACGAAAACAAUUCUGCCAACUUUACUAAUCUAACUGCUUUUAUUAAAAAUACUCGUCACGCUGAUAAAGAACAAAAGAAACCAGAGAACAUUACUGAUACUGCACCAGUGAUAACCAAUACUGCACUGAGAAAAAAUUUGGAAGAGAAACAAAUGAAAAGAGAUAAAAGAGUCAGAAUUGAAGACCCAACUACUUUAGUAAGCGUUAUCAACGCAGGGACACAAGACACAACCACCAAAGAUAACGGUAAAGGAAUGUACAAUUUUUUCGUCGAUUUACUAGAAACGAUUGACGUGUACAAUGCAACAGAUAUAGAUAAAGAAGUUACGCUGUCCAGUAGUACGAGCUCUAGUAAAGUACCUUUGGAAAUUAACGAAUCUGUCGCUAAUAAACUUGUUGUGAAAUGUGAUUCUUCAAAUUGUGAAGGUAAAACGCGGAGCUCCAGUCGGGGAAGCCAGUUUUACUGCUUUAAAGACGAUGGAGAAUUGCGUAGAACUAAACAACUGAUUUCUGAAACACCCAAGAGAAAAGAAAAGUACCGAUAUAACAGAACAAUCAAAGCAGAGUCAUUUUCGGCCAACACAAAUCUGCAGCCCAAAAAGUUGAAAGCAAACAGUUUUAACAUAGACAAUAGGCAGUCCACAUCGAAAAAGAGAAAGAAGGACACUGUACUGAACAUGUUUAAAGAACAAUUAAAAAUGGACGUGAAAUCUUUCGAUGAGCCACAGAACUUGUAUGAGGCGUUGAAGAUCAUAGCUGAAACCAAACGCAAAUGCCAGAGGACUAUACACUUCGAAGAGGAAAUGAGGAGAAAACGCAGGGAUUCCGGUUUCCCCGAGUGUACGUUCAAAAGUCCUAAGGUCAUAAAAAAUUGUAGGAAAAAGAAGACGAAAAACAAUGUACUUGAACCCGUCCAAAAGCCGCUUGUAAAUAAAGAACACGGAAAGAAAAUGAGAAGGAAAGAAACCAUUACAGCUAGUUCUGCAGAAUCGCAAUACUCUUUGCAAGUUCUCGGAUAUGACUACAAAACGCCUGUAAAACAGACUAGCCAAAGACCCAAAGAAGUAGUAUUCACUUACCAUUCAACUCCAUCAAGCAGUGAUGUAGGUGAUUCUAUAGAAGAUCCCGAAUACACAGACGGUUUUUUCAAUACUUUCAAACGAGCUCCUUCAAUAAGCAGCCAUGAGUUUUAA